Danio aesculapii is the source of this 756-nucleotide messenger RNA. RefSeq names its product PTTG1 regulator of sister chromatid separation, securin (gene pttg1). The transcript has 6 exons. Lineage: Eukaryota; Metazoa; Chordata; Actinopteri; Cypriniformes; Danionidae. Gene Ontology annotation, cellular component: cytoplasm; nucleus. The coding region runs from base 99 to 647 and encodes 182 amino acids. Gene Ontology annotation, biological process: chromosome organization. The record is from RefSeq and is a predicted model, not a curated record.
UGCCAUUUAAAAUGGAGCCCCGGGAAACUCGAAACCAAAACAAACGUCAUCAUUUACUCGAGAAUUGUGAAGCACAAGAGUAAACACAGAGAAACAACAUGGAAACCAUGAUUUACAUGGAUCAGGAAAAUGACAGACUGAUGACUCCAGCUAUCAAGUCUCGCCAGAACAGACUGCAUUCAGCUCCAGAUCAGUGCUUGAGAACACCUCUGAAUGGAAAGGCACAUCUCGGAGCUCCUUUUCAAUCCAGUCGAAAAGCUUUGGGAGUCAUUAACAAGAUUGUCAACCAAACAGGCUCUCAUGAAGCUGAGGAGAAGACUAAACCUGCUGAAGCCAAGUGCAAAGUGCCUACUUCGCUUCCUACUGAAGAGUUGCCUGAGAUCGAGAAGUUCUUUCCAUACAAUCCAAGUGAGUUUGAGAGCUACAGUGUUCCAGAUGAAGUUUACCUCAGUCGUUUCUCUCUGGCUGGUCUGGGUAAACAGACAUGGCGGCCUGCUUCCCCUGUGGAAGAGUUUAUUGAACCAUGCUUGCCACUCUCACCUUUAAAGAUGCCCAGAGAAGUGGAGUACGGUGAUGAAGUGGAGGCUUUCUUACAGACGAUCAAUGAGCUGACUGAAGUUGACUUGCCUCCUGAGUGUGACUUCUAAACUUUUUUUUAUUUUUAUAAACAUUGUACAUUUUAAAAUGGUUUGCUUUUGUUGUUAAUAAACUUUAUCAAACGUUACAGAGAAAUUUGUUAAUUGAUUUUUCUUUUUU